AUGUUGAUAAACUUCAAUAUUCUCAGAUUUCUUGUAGUACUAUGUGGCAAUAUCUUCUUGAUUUUCAGCCAAAAUGGCCAAGUUAACUCAGCUCCUCUAGCACAUUUCUGCCCAAACACAACUUCUUAUAGUCCCAACAGCACUUACAGCUCUAAUCUCCAUGCCCUUUUAUCAUCUUUGUCCUCUAAUGCUUCGCGUAAUGGAUUUUACAACUCCCCAGCUAGUCGCACGGGGUCCGAUAUAGCUUAUGGCUUGUUUUUAUGCAGAGGAGAUGUGUCACCUAAUAUUUGUCAAAAUUGCGUGUCAACAGCUGGUAAAGAAAUCUUGGAAACUUGUCCGAAAGAAAAAGUUGUUGUCAUCUGGUACGACGAAUGCUUGUUGCGUUACUCGAAUCGAUCCAUCUUUGCCACAGAGGAUCUAUCAAGUGGAUCCAUUUGGAGUCAUUUGGUCAAUACGCAAAAUGUUAGUGAACCGAAAAGGUUCUCGUCACUGCUCGGAAAAACGAUGGAUGAAAUAGCAACUGUGGCUGCAAAGGAAAAUGAUCAUUCGGGGAGAAAAUUUGCUACUAUAGAAGCCAAUUUUUCAUCACAUGAGAAAGUUAAUUCGCUUGCGCAAUGCACUCCGGAUCUGUCGGAGACUUCUUGUGAUAAUUGCUUGAGAGUUGCUAUAGGGAAUUUACCGAGUGAUGGCAAGAAAGGCGGUAGAGUUAUCUUCCCAAGCUGUAACAUAAGGUACGAGAUGUACCAUUUCUACAACUCUACUGCUAUCGCGCCACCACCUCCUCCACCAGUUCUCCAUUCUCCUCUUCCUCCUCCUCCGAUGUCCAAUUCUACAAGCAGCGAUAGAGGUAAUUUCUUCACACAUUGUUCUCUAAUUGACUAGUCAAAUCACUUGAUUGAACUCAAUUUCGGUUCGGAACAGGAUAGUAAAGAAGGUGACUUGUUUUUAGUGAGUUCCCUUGGUUGGAUAAUAGUUUUGUUCUCAUAGGUUAAUUUUUUUAAUCUAAUAGGCAAGUAUUGGCGAAGCCACAAACUUUGCUAAAGGUGUUCAAAAUCUGAUAUAUAUCUAUAAACCGUAAUUGUUAAUCUGUAUACACAAUAUUAUUUUCUUAUGAAAAGAGUUCAACUAACCACCCUUCAGUCUAUGUAGCUAUGCCAUGGGCGAGUACCAUUUAUCCACUACUUUUUUUGAACAACGCAUUUGUUAUAAAUUCAUACACAAAUAUGUAUUCAAAGGGAAAGCAGUGAAUAUGCUGAGGAACUGGAUCCACAGUUAAUUUCACGGAUAGUCAUCCAACUAGGGGUCUAUUACAGCAAAAUUAUGAAACUAAAUUUUGUAAACAAAAAAUUACAUCCCUAUAUUUGGAUAAAAUCAAAAUAACUAGAAAAUAUAUUCCCACUUUAAGUUUAGUGUUUUUGAAAAACACAUUGUUCAACUGAUGCAAGAAAAGGGGGGA
Molecule: messenger RNA, 1456 nt
Organism: Lycium ferocissimum
Lineage: Eukaryota; Viridiplantae; Streptophyta; Magnoliopsida; Solanales; Solanaceae
Product: putative cysteine-rich receptor-like protein kinase 9
Exons: 2
Coding region: 1-882 (293 amino acids)
Source: RefSeq, a predicted model, not a curated record